UUACGCUCCCUAUUUCGCACCUCAGUCACCGUCCUCAUUCUGCUCAAAGUAACAUCAUUCCCACUUUCAGUCCAUCUUAAUCCAAACUUAUGCUAUAGUGUCCAAGUUAAGAUGAAUUUUAAAUUUUCUACGAGUAUUGUGUUGCUGGUUCUUCUACUUUGUGCAAAUGGUGUUAUGAAUCAAGAAGACGAUGAUACACCAACUACAGAACAGGAUUAUCCAGGUUACGAGGACGAUGAUGUACCUGUAAUUCCUGUCUACAUCCAGCCAAGAUUCGACGAUGAGGGGGACAUCAAGUGGUUUCCGCGUAUCAUAGGUGGAACACCAGCUGUGAUGGGAGAAUUCCCGGGAAAAGUAUCCGUCCAAUCUCGAUUGGGAUCACAUUUUUGUGGAGGUACUCUCAUUGAUCUCUCUCACAUCCUCACAGCAAGUCACUGUGUCACCGACUCACGUGCUCAAGUCUUCAAUCCAGCCUCGAUUCAAGUGAUGGCUGGGGAUGUGUCAAUAACGCGAAAUUCACCGGCUCUCACGAGAGAAGUGCGCCUUGUGUCUCAUAUCUUUGCCCAUCCAGACUACGAUAUUGCCACAAUGGAGAAUGAUAUUGCUAUACUCCGGGUCAGUAUUCCCUUCCGUCUGCAGCAAGGCAUUGUCUCACCCAGGCCAUUGUCCCGGAGCAUCCCAUCCGUAGGAACAGUUUGUAAUUUGGCGGGAUGGGGCACUACAACUGAGGGAGAUAAUACACCCUCUCCCGCCCUUCAGAGGGUGGAUUUGGACAUCAUCGAUACGGAUCGCUGCAAUCAGUCCUACAGAGGACUUCUGCAUGACAACAUGUUCUGCGCGGGAACCAUGGCAGGAGGAAGGGAUUCCUGUCAGGGAGAUUCUGGCGGUGGACUAAUGUGUGAUGGUCUUGUGACGGGAGUAGUGUCUUUUGGCUAUGGCUGUGGCAGGAGACAUUUCCCGGGAGUAUAUAUCGAUGUUAGUCAGUACCUUGAGUGGAUCCAGCAGAACCAGCAAUUUGAUGGAACCCACGGAGACAUUCCAACUCCACGACCAGCAAGUGCUUCAUUCACUGCCUUGUCACCAAUAACUUUUCUUCUAUCAGUGUUCAUUGUCACUGUUUCGAGCAAUAAAAUCCUAACAGAGGAUUUGGCUGAUCUUUUGAUGCGUGAAGUCGAGAAUCAUCGUAAGACUGGAAUUGAAACCCCUAUCUUGAAGACCCUUGUGAAAGUGUUCGAAGUUCCCAAUGAACUGGUGAAGUUUGAGGGACCAGAAGUGCCCAUUCCUCGUGAUGAGACCAUGUGCAUCCUCUGCAAUGCUGUCUUUGGAGAAUUUGUAAAUCGUCGCCGAGUUCAGGGACAGUCUCGUGAUGAGAUUGCUGCUUUUGCCAAGGAAUUCUGUAAUGCUCUCGGAAUCUUCCCAUCCCGUGUGUGCGAUGGCGUUAUUGAAAUAAAUGCAGACAUCAUUGUUCACAUUAUGGAUAACAGGCUAGAUUUCGAUGAAAGCCAUUUCUGUGCCUUCGUUUUCCAGAGCAUGAAUUGCGAAGCCGAUAUGUCAGGAUUUGAGUGGUCAAUUAAUGUAAACCCCAACCAACCUCCUCUGACCGGAGAUAAGGAUACAUCUGUGCCCAGAGGACCCAAUGAUCUCAAGAUUGUUCAGAUUUCUGAUCCCCAUUACGAUCCCAACUAUGAGGCUGGAACCAGUGCAGUCUGCGGUGAACCAGUUUGUUGCAGAUCUGAUCAACCUCUGGCUCCAGAUGCUCCUCCAGAAAACGCAGCCGGCUAUUGGGGUGAUUACCGAGACUGUGACAGUCCUUUCAGAGCAGUUCAAGAUGCCUUCCGACAUAUCAGAUCCCAACAUGAUAAUAUCGAUUACGUGUACUUCACUGGAGAUAUCGUUGAUCAUGGUGUCUGGGGAACGUCUUUCGACUGGAAUAGAAUUAGCAUUGGUAGAGUGCAUACAGCACUCCGUGAAAACUUUGGUGGAAUUCCUACUUAUCCAGCUAUUGGAAAUCAUGAGGCUCAUCCAACUAAUGUCUUCGCACCCAGUCACAUGGAUGUCCCUGCUUUGUCUACUCAAUGGCUCUAUGAUUUCCUUGCCAAUGAGUGGUCCUAUUGGCUUCCUGCUUCAGCCCUGGAAACAGUUCGUCGAGGAGGAUACUACACCGUUCUCGUACGACCAGGACUUCGUGUCAUUGCGCUGAACAACAACGAUUGUUACACUUUCAAUUUCUGGCUCAUGUACGAUCCUCUGUAUCCACAAGGUCAGAUGCAGUGGUUCCACGAUACUCUCCUGGCUGCCGAAGCAGCUAAUGAGAAAGUUCAUAUUAUUGGUCAUAUUCCAUCAGGCGGUGGAAGUUGCCACCGUGUAUAUUCACGCGAAUAUGCCAGAAUUGUUGAACGAUUCUGGAAUACAAUCAGUGGGCAAUUUAUGGGACACACCCACGCUGAUCAAUUCACUGUCUUCUAUGCUCAGUCCAAUCCUUCCCAAGCAGUCAAUGUGCAAUGGAAUGCUGGCAGUACUACGGCAUUUAGUGAUGUCAAUCCCAACUACAAGCUUUACAUGGCUGAUCCUCAGACCUUCCAAAUCAAUGGACAGGAGACAUGGAUCUACAAUUUAACCCAGGCCAAUCUUACCCCCCAACUCUAUCCUAAUUGGUUCAUGGAGUAUGAUUUUGCCCAGGAAUAUGGUAUUCAGAAUUUGAGUCCAUCUGCUUUGAAUGCUUUGGCUGAGUCUUUCGCCAGGAACCCUCAGCAACUUCGCAGGUACUGGGAGCUUACAUCUUCCAUGGCUGAUACAUCUUUGGCCAGAGGAUGCGAUAACAACUGCCUUGCCAAUCAACUCUGCCAGGUUGCUCAGAAUAUCCAUAACAAUAGUCCUCGUUGCGUUGAACUUCAGAAUAUUUUCUGGCAGACCGUAGGUGGUCAUCUCAUUUUAGUAGUCGGUGAGUGCAAGUGUUUAAUUAUGGCUUUAAGUGGACUUAAAUUGACUGUGGUAUUUGCAAUCCUCUUGCCAUCGCUCAUCAAAGCACGAUUGAUUGAUAAUUUAGUAACAAUUGAACCCAAUGAUAUUAUUCACGUUAAUGCUGGUGAAUUCGAGAGGGAUUUUCACCAAGAAUUCACAAAAUUUGAAACAGCCAAUGAAACUUCAACUCGACUCUGUGAUAUGAUAAAGCUUUUGAAUAAUGUUCUCUAUAAGCAGUUGAUUGUAGAUGAUAUACCAAAUGCAAAAAAUCCUCAGUUAUGUCUCAAGUGUCGCGCUGUAACAUAUACAUUUUUGUCCUACAAUGCAACGGGACCCAGUGAUGAUUUACUGGAGAAAUAUGCCAAUGAUCUCUGCAGAUUGCUUGAACUUGAAGGCACCGAAGAGGUGUGCAGAGACACAAUUGCCACAUUCAAGCCAAUGAUGGCCUACAUCAUUAAAAAUACAGAGAAUAUCCUUCCGGAUAGAAUAUGCGGAAUUACUUAUCAGUCUUUCGAUUGUGGUUCAAUAGAGGAUUUGUAUGAGGAAUUUCCCGUUACGUUCCUACAGCCAACUCCAUCUAAGAAUGUUUCAAGUAAAACAACUCCUACCCAUAAUCGGAAUGAUAAGAAUCUCACAAUACUCCACCUGACUGACUUUCACUACGAUCCUUACUACGCUGUCGGAUCGAGUGGGAACUGUAAGGAGGGGAUUUGCUGUCGUGGAAACCCCGUGGACACCGAUGGGGCGGGCUUCUGGGGGGAUUACAGAGGUUGUGAUUCUCCAUGGCAUACCCUGGAGAAUGUUGUUGAAGAAAUCAAACGGAGGUACUCGAAAAUUGAUAUGAUCUACUUUACUGGCGAUAUCAUUGAUCACUUCAAGUGGGCUACAUCAAUUGAGGGCAAUAAGAGAUCAAUCGCUAAUCUAACUCAAUUGUUCAAAAGUGCCUUCCCUGGAAUUCCACUGUAUCCGGUUUUGGGUAAUCAUGAAGCACACCCAUCAAACACGUUUUCCCCAGCCCAUGUUGAGGGUGAAAAUGUGUCCAGUCAAUGGCUCUAUGAACACAUUGGAGACAUUUGGAGUAGCUGGCUGCCAGAGACUGCCCUCGCGACACUCAGAGAAGCCGGCUACUACACGGUAAAGCUCUACAAUGGUCUUCGAAUUGUAGCCAUCAACAACAAUUUCUGCUAUCACACAAAUUACUGGCUCUUGCACAAUUCCACAUAUUUCGCACGGCAAUUGGAGUGGGUUCAGGAAGUUUUGCAUUUGUCGAUGACCGCCAAAGAGAAGGUGCACAUAAUAUCGCACAUUCCUUCCAAUGAGAGAGAUUGCUUUGGACCUUGGGCGAGAGAGUACAGGAAGUUGGUAGAGAAAUUCUCACCCAUUAUAAGUGGUAUUUUCAAUGGACACACCCACGAGGAUGAGUUUAAUGUCUUUUACUCGAAGAAUGAUCCCUCGAAGGCACUCAAUGUGGCCUGGAAUGGUGGGAGUGCAACCACAUUUGCAUACUUUAAUUCCAAUUUCAGGCUCUACUAUGCGGAUUUAGACAAUUUCGAAGUUUUGGAUUACGAUACAUGGUGGUACAACUUAACAGAGGCAAAUUUGACACCAAACAAGAAACCAAUCUGGCAUUCUUAUAGCUUCGCCCAGGAAUAUGGAUUGGAGAGCCUAAGUCCGGCAAAUCUGGACAAACUUGUGAUGGAAUUUGCCACAAAUAGGGAUAAAUUGUUCUCAUACUGGAAGAGAAAAGUUAAAAAUUCCGAUGCACUAUUGAGUGAAGGAUGCAAUGAAGACUGCCUCAUGGAAACACUAUGUGAUAUUGUUUUUGUGGAGCAUGGUGAUAAUGCAAAAUGCGAGGAACUCUUGAAAAUAUUCUAUAGUCCAUCUAAAUGAUAGUUUAUAUCUCACAACAUGAGAAUAAUCUCCUCACAUGUUUUUUUUUCUACAACUUCAGGCUAUUUUCCUUAUACACAAAAUUUUAAUUAUUAUGUCAAGAGAAAUUAAAGAAAAUGGGAUGAUGUGGCGAAUAUGAGUUAAAUAAAGAAAUUAGCAGACAA
Phlebotomus papatasi is the source of this 5015-nucleotide messenger RNA. RefSeq lists its product as uncharacterized. The coding region runs from base 112 to 4851 and encodes 1579 amino acids. Gene Ontology annotation, biological process: proteolysis; sphingomyelin catabolic process; ceramide biosynthetic process. NCBI's taxonomy places the organism in Eukaryota, Metazoa, Arthropoda, Insecta, Diptera, Psychodidae. Gene Ontology annotation, molecular function: acid sphingomyelin phosphodiesterase activity; serine-type endopeptidase activity. The transcript is spliced from 12 exons. Gene Ontology annotation, cellular component: lysosome. The record is from RefSeq and is a predicted model, not a curated record.